GGUGGCCGGGCUGGACAGGCUGCGGAGGCGGGGGUCGCUAGCACGGGAGGCCGGGAGCCGGCCGGCUACGGCAGGGCACAACGUGCCUGGUGCAGGAAGGGACCCGCCACCCGCGACCCCCCAUGCGGGGAUAGCGAUGCGGUGCGCCCGGAGAUCUCGGUAGCCUCGGAUCUGCGGCGGUGAUGGAUGAGCCGUGGUGGGAAGGGCGCGUCGCUUCGGACGUCCACUGCACCCUGCGCGAGAAGGAACUGAAGCUGCCCACCUUCCGUGCCCGCUCCCCGCUCCUGAAGAGCCGUCGGUUCUUUGUAGACAUCCUGACCCUGCUGAGCAGACACUGCCACCUGUGCCCCUCAGCCCGGCACCUGGCCAUCUACCUGCUGGACCACUUCAUGGACCAGUACAACAUCGCCACCUCCAAGCAGCUGUACACUGUGGCUGUCUCCUGCCUCCUGCUGGCAAGUAAGUUUGAGGACCGGGAAGACCGCGUGCCCAAGUUGGACCAGAUAAACAGUACGAGGAUCCUGAGCAGCCAGAACUUUUCCCUCACCAAGAAGGAGCUGCUGACUACAGAACUUCUGCUCCUGGAGGCUUUCGGCUGGGACCUCUGCCUGCCCACGCCCGCCCACUUUCUGGACUACUACCUCUUGGCCUCUGUCAGCCAGAAGGACCACCACUGCCACACCUGGCCCACCACCUGCCUCCGAAAGACCAAAGAGUGCCUCAAGGAGUAUGCCCACUACUUCCUGGAAGUUACCCUACAAGAUCAUAUAUUUUACAAAUUCCAGCCUUCUGUGGUCGCUGCAGCCUGUGUUGGGGCCUCCAGGAUCUGCCUGCAACUCUCUCCCUACUGGACCAGAGACCUGCAGAGGGUCUCAAGCUACUCCCUGGAGCAUCUCAGCACAUGUAUCGAAAUCCUGCUGGUAGCAUAUGACAAUGUCCUCAAGGAUGCCGUUGCAGUCAAGAGCCAGGCGCUGGCCGUGGUGCCUGGCUCAUCAUCAUCAGCUCCCACCCAAGUGCUGUUCCAACCACCCGCCUACCCGACUCUCAGCCAGCCACCGCCAACAACGCUAGCCCAAUUCCAGAGUCCAGCGCAGGACUUGUGCUUGGCCUAUCGGGACUCAUUGCAGGCCCACCGCUCAGGGACUCUGUUCUCAGGAGACACUGGUCCAUCCCUCCACACCCCAUACCCAGCCCUCCAGCCCUUGGAUAUGUGUCCUGUGCCUGUCCCUGCAUCCCUGAGCAUGCAGAUGGCCAUUGCGGGUGAACCCAGGCACUGCCUUACUGCCACCUACGGAAGCAGCUACUUCAGCGGGAGCCAUAUGUUCCCCACAGGUUGUUUUGACAGCUAGGCCACUUUUGGACCACACGGAGGAUCCUGGAAGACCCAGACCGAGGAUGUGUGGACGUGACACGCCUAAGAGCAGAGCUCAGCCAGGUGAGGCAAAGAACCUAGUACCCUUCAAGAGAGAGCGUCUGUGCUCUUUUUAAAAACAAGCAAACAAAGCAAUGCAACCCAGACCCAAACAUCCAGGGACAUACCUCAUCCAACAGCGUCUCUCUGGGAAAUCUCUUCCAAGCAUGCCUGGAGGACAAAGACAUGGCUCUGUGGCCAUCCCCUAGAGCUGGGGGAGCCAAUAGAGUACACAUCAGACUUGGUAAGAGACUUGGACGUUUAAGGACUGUACACAUCAGUAGCCCAUCCAGGCUUUACAAAGACUACUUUUCAUAGCUAUGCUACUGAAAAGGAAGACCUGGCACCGCCUCUAUGUCCCUAGAAGAUCUAUCCUGAGUGUUUUUCUCUCACACCAAGGGCCUCAUG
This is a messenger RNA of Acomys russatus (golden spiny mouse), 1819 nucleotides long. It is a transcript of the gene Ccnjl, whose product is annotated as cyclin J like. Gene Ontology annotation, biological process: regulation of cyclin-dependent protein serine/threonine kinase activity; mitotic cell cycle phase transition. Gene Ontology annotation, cellular component: cytoplasm; nucleus; cyclin-dependent protein kinase holoenzyme complex. The transcript is spliced from 6 exons. Gene Ontology annotation, molecular function: cyclin-dependent protein serine/threonine kinase regulator activity. Lineage: Eukaryota; Metazoa; Chordata; Mammalia; Rodentia; Muridae. Bases 183 to 1349 code for a protein of 388 amino acids. The record is from RefSeq and is a predicted model, not a curated record.